Messenger RNA from Cricetulus griseus (Chinese hamster), 2557 nucleotides. The record is from RefSeq and is a predicted model, not a curated record. Lineage: Eukaryota; Metazoa; Chordata; Mammalia; Rodentia; Cricetidae.
ACAACUGGCUGUGGAGAGCCUUCUGCCAACUGGAGUUUGAGAUGUUUUGCAAAUUUCACCAUCCGGAGUUAUUUUCUCUUUUCUCAAGCACCUCAUGUACUUAGAAAUCCACAAAGACCUAGAGGAUCAAGUCAUAAUGGGAGCAUUUUUAGACAAGCCAAAGAUGGAAAAGCAUAAUGCCCAGGGGCAGGGGAAUGGGUUGCGAUAUGGCUUAAGCAGCAUGCAAGGUUGGCGAGUUGAAAUGGAGGAUGCGCAUACGGCUGUGAUUGGUUUGCCAAGUGGACUUGAGACAUGGUCAUUCUUUGCUGUAUAUGAUGGGCAUGCUGGUUCUCAGGUUGCCAAAUACUGCUGUGAGCAUUUGUUAGAUCACAUCACCAAUAACCAGGAUUUUAAAGGCUCUGCAGGAGCACCUUCUGUGGAAAAUGUAAAGAAUGGGAUCAGAACAGGUUUUCUGGAGAUUGAUGAACACAUGAGAGUCAUGUCAGAGAAGAAACAUGGUGCAGAUAGAAGUGGGUCAACAGCUGUGGGGGUCUUAAUUUCUCCCCAACAUACUUACUUCAUUAACUGUGGAGACUCGAGAGGUUUGCUUUGUAGAAACAGGAAAGUUCACUUCUUCACACAAGACCACAAACCAAGUAACCCGCUGGAAAAAGAACGAAUUCAGAAUGCAGGGGGCUCUGUGAUGAUUCAGCGUGUAAAUGGCUCUCUGGCUGUGUCAAGGGCCCUUGGGGAUUUCGAUUACAAAUGUGUCCAUGGAAAAGGUCCCACAGAGCAGCUCGUCUCACCAGAGCCAGAAGUCCAUGAUAUUGAAAGGUCUGAAGAGGACGAUCAGUUCAUUAUUCUUGCAUGUGAUGGUAUCUGGGAUGUCAUGGGAAACGAAGAGCUCUGUGACUUUGUGAGAUCCAGACUCGAAGUCACUGAUGACCUUGAGAAAGUUUGCAAUGAAGUAGUCGACACCUGUUUGUAUAAGGGAAGUCGAGACAACAUGAGUGUGAUUUUGAUCUGUUUUCCCAAUGCACCUAAAGUCUCAGCAGAAGCCGUGAAGAAGGAGGCAGAGCUGGACAAGUACCUGGAAUGCAGAGUAGAAGAAAUCAUAAAGAAGCAGGGGGACGGCGUCCCAGACUUAGUCCACGUGAUGCGUACAUUAGCCAGUGAGAACAUCCCCAGCCUCCCACCAGGGGGUGAAUUGGCAAGCAAGCGGAAUGUAAUUGAAGCCGUUUACAAUAGACUGAAUCCUUACAAAAAUGAUGACACUGAUUCUACGUCAACUGAUGACAUGUGGUAAAAGCCGAUCAUCUAGCCAUGGAUUCACCUUCGCCUCCAAGAGUACAGCUCAACCUUGCCGCACCUGCUCACGUCCAUCAUCGACUUUGAGGAAGGGGUACGGCAUAGGUGAGGGACUACACCAGAGAGCUUCAGCGCUGGAACAGCUAGCCCAGAACGGAUUUCUUUUUUUAAUUGUAAAUUUGAAACUUAUGUAAACGUGAUUUCAAACCGUAAUUCAUGUUGUAAAUCAGACUCCAGCAAUUUUUGUUGUAUGAUUUUGGUUUUUUGUAAAGUGUAAUUGUCCUUGUACAAAGUGCUCAUAUUUAAUUAUGAACUGCUUUAAAAUCACUAUCAAUGAUAAAGGAAAUGUUUGGCUUGUUGUGUGACACAACAGAUAUAGUCAUGCUGUGUUUGGACUUGGGGUUGGGAUAGGGAAAGCAGCAGCCACAUAGCUAGAUGCUCAUGUGCACGUGAUUAUGAAGAAUUCCAAAAUCUACAAAGCUGAACAUCCAGGGAGUUAUGGAAAACUGUCUUUGUGUUCUGGCAAGGGACUGGCUUGUCAAUGCAGCCAUCCCUUCUUACCUGUCUCUAGGAUGUCCUCUCCUUGCAGCCCAGAGUAUUGCAGGUGAUACCAUAUAUUCAUGAGAGUAUCAAUUUUGGGCUAAGAUGCCUUGAUUCUUUGCACCUCUUUAUGAGCCCUUACAUUCAGUUACUAACUGGUAAGCAGCAGCUUCCUACACAGUAGGAGACUGCCAUUUUUUUUUUUCCUAUCAUGAUUGGCUGGGCCUGCUGCUGUUCCUAGUAAGAUAUUCUGAAUUCCAUUUUAUCAAUAAAGCUUGGUUUAACAAACAAGAAAUUUAAUCAUGUACGCGUAGUUCCUCUUAACCCCGGCUUUCAAAAUCCCGUGCUAUUGUAAAUGGGCCAUUCCUCCUAGGGAAAGGUGUUAGUCUCCUUAAAUUGGAUGAUGGUGUUACCCCAGGUGCAGAUGGAUCGAAAGAUCGGAGUCUGUGUUGUCCUCACUUGUUUUUAAAAUGAGUUUCUUUCAGGCUGCUUACUUCUCAGUAAGAUGUGCAUCGGCUUGAAUUUACCUACUGUUUAAUUAAAAUAAUUGUCAAAGUUUGGCAAUCCUAACACUAUGAUAGAUGUGUGUGUGUUGAAUGUGUGUUUGCCUGUAACUUUUAAUUGACCCACGUCUUUAGAAUCUAAGAGGUUAAGAUGUAUUUGUGAUUUGAAAUAUAGCAUGUUGAUAAUACUUAGCUGUUGGCCUUUAAAAAUAAAUUUCAAAGCUUAA